This is a messenger RNA of Echinococcus granulosus, 318 nucleotides long. RefSeq lists its product as hypothetical. The record is from RefSeq and is a predicted model, not a curated record. Lineage: Eukaryota; Metazoa; Platyhelminthes; Cestoda; Cyclophyllidea; Taeniidae. Bases 1 to 318 code for a protein of 105 amino acids. The transcript has a single exon.
AUGGGUGACUUGAAAAUCACUCACUGGGAUGCGAAUACUGACGGUGUAUUCUCUGAGGGAAAGCUGAAAGAAAAGCUGGAGAAGGAGGGGUUUACAGUGAUACCCUACACCUUUUCCCCUGGCACGACGUUCCCCGAUCACACUCACGCCGUCGAUAAGAAGGACGGAAUCACCGCGGGCAAGUUUUCCUUCACCAUGUAUGGCAAAACCGUCGUCCUCUCCGCUGGGGAUACAAUUUUUGUCCCCAAGAACACUGUCCACGCUGCUCAUGUGGUUGGAAAUGAAGAUGUCGGCUUUCUUGAUGCCUCCAAACACUAA